Messenger RNA from Synchytrium microbalum, 1167 nucleotides. RefSeq lists its product as uncharacterized. The record is from RefSeq and is a predicted model, not a curated record. The transcript is spliced from 9 exons. The coding region runs from base 1 to 1167 and encodes 388 amino acids. NCBI's taxonomy places the organism in Eukaryota, Fungi, Chytridiomycota, Chytridiomycetes, Synchytriales, Synchytriaceae. Gene Ontology annotation, molecular function: oxidoreductase activity.
AUGGGCAACUUCUACUUAACACCUGAAGGCCUACCUUCUACCCUGAGCCCAAAAGCCAUUGCCUUGUUGAAAGGGUUGCAUUCUAUUCCACCCCAUGCGCUUAGGAGGGUGUUGGAGGAUUUGUUUCGACGAUUUAGUCCUGAUGCUCGCUCCGCAACACUAGACAUUCUCUUAUCUGACUCGAGUUCAUCGGCUCAAAAAAUCUUAAACGAAAUGGGAGCCCUGUCUGAUGCAGCUCUAGAAGAUGGGCUGGCGACUUUGAGAUGGCGCGGGAUGCAAACCCCUACUCUAUUUAGGGCCGAAAAUGAAAUUACUCGGUCAAUGGCCGACCGAGUUGAGGAAGAGCUGUUUCGUGACCUAGUUGAGGACAUGAGAAGGUUUCCAAGAUCAAGUGGUGAAGUUGUGUAUAGCUCUUCACCAUUGUCAGCAACCCAUUCGCCAACAAUUGGACUAGGUUCUCCACAAACACCACCACCACGCAAUUUAGCUGUUUUCAGGCUGUCACCUACUGCCACCACAGUUUCUCGAGGUCGACGAGCCGAGAACCUACACGAGACCGCUUCAAGUUGCGUCAACUCAACUUUAGUGGUGCCUGGAAAUGUCACAAAGGAAGACUACAUCAUUGACUUGUUUCAGCAAGCUGCCAGCAAAUAUGGCAAAAUCGAUAUGGUCUUUUGCAAUGCUGGAACCGGUGCGCCGCCAGUUAAUAUCGAGGAUCUCACGUUAGAACAAUGGCAAACAGUCGUGGAUACCAAUCUGACGGCGACCUUCCUUUGUACAAGAGAAGCUACACGACAUAUGAAAAAGACAGGUGGAGGCCGAAUCAUCAACAAUGGUUCUGUUUCUGCUUAUGCGCCUCGCCCAAAUUCCUCUCCGUAUACUGCUACCAAGCAUGCUGUUUUGGGGCUAACGAAAUGCACUGCCUUGGAUGGGAGGAGAAACAACAUUGCAUGCACUCAAAUCGACAUUGGAAAUGCUUCGACUGAAAUGACGGCACGUAUGGCCGGAGGGGUUCCUCAAGCCAAUGGGACGAUAACAGUGGAACCUACAAUGAACGUCGACAAUGUUGGAGAUGCAAUCGUUUUCAUUGCGAAUUUGCCACCUGGUGCCAACGUUUUGAACAUGACAAUUAUGGCAACGAACAUGCCUUUCGUGGGAAGAGGCUGA